Adineta ricciae is the source of this 1092-nucleotide messenger RNA. NCBI's taxonomy places the organism in Eukaryota, Metazoa, Rotifera, Eurotatoria, Adinetida, Adinetidae. The record is from the annotation of a GenBank genome assembly.
AUGGAGGAAGUUUCUGAUGCUAAAGAUCCUAAACGUGGAACAAUUGAAUCAUUUUUUAGUUUACAAACUAAUAAAAAACAAAAAUCUGAUUUUACAUAUGCACAACAACCAGAUUCAAUAUCUUCAUCUUCUUCGAAUAAUCAACAACAACAAAUUCAUUCAUCUGCCUCUGAAUCUUCUCUCAAUCAAAGUGAUGCAUUUGUUCGUGGUUUCAACAGCUGGAAACAUGCUUUUGGUGGUAAACAAGGAUUCUUCAAUCAUCAAAACACUCAAUGUCAUAAAGCAGCUGAGAUCAAUUACAAACAAUAUAUUGUACGUACAAAAUCUGACUCAACUGUUGUGCAAGUAUUAGGCAAAUCGAGAAAUGAAUUAAUAAAACGUAAUCGUGAGAAGUUAAUCAAGAUCAUCUCCACAUUACAUCUAUGUGCUCGUCAAAUGAUUAGCUUACGUGGACAUGAAGAAGGUGAAUUAGGAAAUUUCAUCGAAAUAUGGCAAUGGACUAGUAUUACCGAUUCAAUUUCUUUAUCUGUCCUUGAAGAUAGUGAUCAAAAUGCAACCUAUCUUAGUCCACUUAUACAAAAUGAAUUAAUUUCACUUUUAGCGAAUCAAGUUCGACAACAAAUAUCGAACAAGAUUAACGACCGUAUGUUUUUAUUAAUGGCUGAUGAGACACGUGAUGUUUCAGGCCAUGAACAACUUAGUAUAGUCGUACGUGUUGUUGAUCGUGAAGUUAAAUCAAAUACUGAUUCAAAUCAGCAAUUAUCUUUAUUCAAAGAAUAUUUCCUUGGAUUUAUUAAACUUGAUCAAUUUAAUGCUGAAACACUAACUAACGAAAUUGUUAGAUUUUUAUCUUCUUUAAAUAUUGAUUUAAAAAAUUGUAUAGCUUUAUGCUUUUAUGGAGCAUCAGUGAUGUCUGGAAAAAAUGCUGGUGUUCAAGCUUUAUUGUGUCAACGAUACAUUCCAAAUGGAAUCUAUGUGCAUUGCCAUGCACACAAAUUGAACCCUGUUAUAUGUGAUGUUACAAAAACAGUUCCAUAUUCAUCAGAAUUCUAUUCGAUCAUUAACAAAAUUUAUACAUAUUUUCAUGGAUAA